UGUGUGUGUGUGUGUGUGUGUGUGUGUGCGUGUGUGUGUGUGCGCGUGUGCGUGUGCGUGUGCGUGUGUGUGUGUGUGUGUAUAAUAGUGAGGAUGGGCGCAACAACAGUUACUAGCAGUCUUGUGACUUGAGUUUUUCAAGCCAAUAGAGUCUGUCAAAGUGAAAGUGAAAGUGUUUUUGCAGAGAUUCCUCUCUUGUUCGCCUAGCUAAAAACAAGAAAACCGACAUUUUGAGACACUCCCGAAAAGAGCAAAACCUUCCACUGAACGACUGAGGCAACGAGAAGAACGAAAAAGGUCCGGUUUCUGUGCAACCUGCCACCCUGUAUAGGCAAAGUUUAUGGCGCCCCUAGGCCAACCUGAAGCCUCUUUUGAAGUGGGUUUAUAUGUUGUCUCAGCUGCUGCUGUGGUGAUUUUAGUGGCAGUAAUCCUCUGGUUUAUUUGUUGUAAAGAUGAUGAAGAACUUCAACAGGACCACAGUUUAAAAAUCGAGACUGAGAGACUGAGAAGAGACAGCGAGAAUGAGAGACUGGGAAAACAUGAUGAAGAACUUCAACAGGACCACAGUUUAAAAAGUGAGAAUAAGAGACUGGGAAAAGAGAGUUUAAAAAGGGAGAAUGAGAGACUGGUAAAAGAAAAGGAGGAUCUUCAGAAGCAAAAUGAGACUUUAAUAAAGGAGAAAAAGAAGGUUGAAGCUGAUUUUGAAGAACUUGGAAGGAAAACCAAGAUUUAUAAAGAGGAGGUUGAAGCAGAUUUUGAAGAACUUCGAAGGAAAACCAAAACAUGUGGCUAUGUCCUUGACAGAGCAUGGAAUAAAAUGACUGAAGCUCGUGUCAAUGUGACUCUAGACCCCGACACAGCCAGCCCCAGCCUCACAGUCUCUGAAGAUGGCUCACGAGUGAGAUUCACAGGGGAGGGAUCAGCAGAGUGGCCCAGUGUGAUGGGCAAGAAGGGGUUCACCUCAGGGAGGCACUACUGGGAGGUGGAGGUGGGGGAGAAGGGCUACUGGGUCCUGGGGGUCUCCACACACCCUCAUGAGAAGAGCAUACCUGAGAAACCAGGGGAGGGCUACUGGCUUGUGAGGCUGGUUAAAGGGAAGACCUGUACAGCUGUGAGCCAGUCAGUGGAUCAGACCUUAAAUCUGGAGAAGAUGUGCAAGAUGUGGGGGGUGUAUCUGGAUCACGAGGGAGGGAGGCUGUCGUUUUACAAUUUAGAAACCAGAUUUCACAUCCAUACUUUAGAAGGCUCAUUCCCUGGGCAGGUCUACCCCAUUUUCAGCCCAGGGUCACAUGAUAAAGGACCCUUGAUAAUCAAUACAAAAGUGAAGAAUGUGUAGUCCUGACAAGUAGCCUGCUACAAUAUAUAUACACUCACACACACACACUAUGUUAUCACCUACAACAUGUUUAGGAAAUGAAGUAAUGGGUGCUGAAGUGAUUUUAAGAAUAAAUUAAAGGGUGCCCAGUUAUGUGUUGUGGAUUCCAAUUGAAGGACAUGGAUAUUUUAACAACACAUUGACACUACAAUUUUAUUUGAAAUAUUUAGACUCGUAUUUCCUCAAUCAGAUAUCCUGCUUGCAUAUUCAUAUUAGAUUUGCUGGUUUAAGAGUGGUAUUGGUUUGUAUAGAAAAGCCACAUGGAUGAAUGCUCACUUUUCCAUGUAGUUGAUAUUUACACUGAAACUGGAAUAUCACCUGGAUAUUAUUGCUGGCUGAGAUUAAUGUUCUGACUUGUGCUAUAUUGAUGCUAAUCUUCUUUUACAUUUUUUCAAUGUAUUAUUUUACUAACAUUUUAAUAAAAUCAUAUGUGCAUAA
Messenger RNA from Acipenser ruthenus (sterlet), 1813 nucleotides. Its product is annotated as E3 ubiquitin-protein ligase TRIM39-like. Gene Ontology annotation, molecular function: protein binding. The record is from RefSeq and is a predicted model, not a curated record. The transcript is spliced from 17 exons. The coding region runs from base 341 to 1336 and encodes 331 amino acids. NCBI's taxonomy places the organism in Eukaryota, Metazoa, Chordata, Actinopteri, Acipenseriformes, Acipenseridae.